Molecule: messenger RNA, 4390 nt
Organism: Ictalurus punctatus (channel catfish)
Lineage: Eukaryota; Metazoa; Chordata; Actinopteri; Siluriformes; Ictaluridae
Product: sialoadhesin
Exons: 8
Coding region: 2655-3815 (386 amino acids)
Biological process (GO): cell surface receptor signaling pathway
Molecular function (GO): transmembrane signaling receptor activity
Source: RefSeq, a predicted model, not a curated record
CUUUUGAAUCUUUUCACUGAAUCGACUCACCAAUAAGAGUCGACGCUUUUGGCUUCCAAACGGCUCAUUACCUUUUGCCCUCCCCAAACCUUUGCCUAUCGAUCGUUUAAAUUGUUCAGCGAUGAUUGUUCAAAACAGUAUUAUACUUUGCUUUGCGUUUGUUCUAAAAAUCUUUUUAAAUAAAUGUAAAAAACAUCUAGGUGCUAGAUAUUUGCAGUGACUAAACGAAUCGUCAAUUAUUUCUGCAUUAAAGGGAAAAGCCACCCUGAACGACUUUAAUAUUAAUAUUUCUGAACAACAUGUGAUCUUCAAUUAUGCAAAAAUAUUUUAAAAUAAAAAUAAAAUUCUGAGUCGACUGUCUGUCCAGCACGUUCGCCUCACACCUCCAGGGUCGGGGAUUCGAUUCCCACCGUGGCCCUGUGUGUGUGGUUUGCAUGUUCUCCCCGUGCUGCGGGGGUUUCCUCCGGGUACUCUGGUUUCCUCCCCCAGUCCAAAGACAUGCAUAGUAGACUGAUAGGCAUAUCUAAAGUGUCCGUAGUGUAUGAAUGGGUGUGUGAAUGUGUAUGUGAUUGUGCCCUGUGAUGGAUUGGCACUCUGUCCAGGGUGUACCCCGCCUUGUGCCUGAUGCUCCCUGGGAUAGGAUCCAGGUUCCCCUGUGACCCUGAAAAGGAUAAACGGUAUAGAAGAUGGAUGGAUGGAUGGAUGGAUGGACUGUCUGUCGGUUUGUUCGUACGUUCAAAAUUCUCCUUAGUUUGAUAUCCUGAGAACGAGUCAUUGAACGUUUGAAGGAAUUAUACAGAAUAAAUUGUAAUCAGCACUUGUCACAGACCUGAUUCCAUUUUUGGAAUCGUUCCAAACAGGGUCAAGGUCACAGCAAGUUCAAAUAUCUGAAAGGAUUACACUUGUUGAAGGUCCCUGUUGACGCCAUUGGUCUCCAGUUCUACUAGUUUGUUUUACUUCUUUCAUCGAAAAUUUUUCUCUUACAUCAGUGAGAUUUACUUCUAACAUCAUCUCUACCUAAAGAGAGCGAUGCAGCAGCACUUUAGUCCUUCAGUCCAUUCAGCUCUCUAACCUCCUCCAAUCUCCUCUAAUCUGUACACUCUACUCAAACAGAAUGCUACCGUGCUUUUCAUCUCAGAGACGCUGUAGCUAACUAGCCCAGACGAUCUCUGCCGUAACUCAACUAUGCUGUAUUGCAUUCUGGAUUCUUUGAGUCCAGCGUUUGCGGUCUCCACUAAUCCUACUUUGGAUCUCUCAUUAAUUGAAUGUAGGAUUUCCAACAUUGAACAUUGUUGGAAAAUGGUGAGUGAGAAAAGAAGCUCUUUUUUCAUUUGUAUUUUUAAGUUAGUAGUGAAAUUUUGAGUAUUAUGAUUGUUAUGAUGGGGCACACGGAGGCUUAGUGGUUAGCACGUUCGCCUCACACCUCCAGGGUUGUGGGUUUGGUUCCCGGUAUGGCCCUGUGUGUACAGAGUUUGCAUGUUCUCCCCGUGCUAUUGGAGGUUUCCUCCGGAUACUCUGGUUUCCUCCCCCAGUCCAAAGACAUUGCAUUAUGAUUAUGUUAGGGAGCAUUGGACAUUUUUUCUCCAAUUAAAUGCUAUCGUAACUGCUCUAGCAAUAUCCAAUCAAUGCAGCAUACAACAUCUUCUCACCAUACCUUUUCACAGGAAUAACAAAAACAAAGCUCCAGCCAACAACUGAAUCACUUAGCACAUCACCACUAUUUCAAUAUAAACAUAUUUAAUGUGUUUCACGGUGGACUUUUUCUGGAAUAUUAUUGUGCACUGUAGUAAUAAGGCAUGUGCUGCCUCAGUAAGACAGAGAAGAGAGUGAAACAUUAAUCUCUCUAGAGCACAUGUUUCCCUGGAUGCUUUUCAAUGACACUUACACUGUAUCUGAUUAACGGCAUAAGAGAAUUGUAAGAAUGGUGAUUAAUUUUCAGUGAGAGCAGGAUUGAUUUGUCUUGCCAAAAAGAGAUGUGUGGCAGCUUUUUUUUUUUUAGGUGAAUAUUUUCCCUUUUUUUUUUUUUUUAAAUGACACAUUUUUGAAAAAAGACGACUCAUUUGUGAACGACACAUCACUAAAUCAAACUCAAUUUCAGAAAUCACACUUUAGUAAUCUAACCAUGUUUACUGUUUUUGUUGUUGUUGUUGUUGUUGUUGUUCUUGUGUGCGAACAAUGUAGGAACAGUACUGUUCAAUUUAUGUGUUAUUAUUUGAAGUUCUCAAUGCAGAUCUUUAUCAUUUUUGCCAUAUAACAUAAUAAAUAAUAUAUAAUAUAUAUUUUGAUUUCUAUCCUGCCAUCCAUUUUCUGUGUCAGAACUAUUUGUUCUCAGCCACAUCCAAUUUCUGUGCAGUGUAGUGUGUUUUUCCACUACAGCACAGAUAUCCAUUAACCUGUGAAUCUGUGAAUUUCAAUUUCAGUGGUACGUCUUUGUGAGAACCUCUGCUUGAAUGUUGUUGUUUGUUUAUAAACUAGAAGAUUACAUGUUAAUCAGUAUAUCUAUAAGGACAGGAAGGGGAGGAGUGUGAAAAUGCAAUUAUGUCUGGGAAUGUAAAUGCUUUGCUGCUUGCGGUGUCUUUUUACUCCGCUGUUUAGCUUUUUCCUCAUCAUGCUAACUGGUCUGGGAGAAAGAUAAUGAUCCUCUGGUGAAGAAAAUGAAAGGUUUGUCUGUUGUCGUGGCUAUAGUACUGUCCUUAUCAUUGGCCAAACACAGAACAUCUGAUGAAGUUGUUUUGACUGCCUGGCCUCAGGGACAGCACUUCUACUUCUGGGAAUCCAUCGUUCUGAAAUGUGAGAUAAAAAGGAACUCUUCAGAGGUGUUGCGCUACAGUUGGUUUAGACACAACCUCAGUGAGGCUACUACCCCGAGCCGUGCUCACAGAGUGAGCCAUCACAUUUACUCCAUUUCAGCGCUGACCCCCGAGGACAGCGGCACGUACUGGUGUAAAGCUCAGAAACAGGGCACAAAUUCCACCCUCCUGAGUAACUCUGUGUCUUUAAGUGUCACAGCAGCCUCACCUCCUGCAUCCCUGGAGGUCUUGCCUGACAGCAGUCAGCACUUGCAUGGCAGACAGUUUUCUCUGCGCUGUUCUGUACAUGGUGGUAAAACAGCAGGCUGGACCCUGAGGCGGCUUCGCGGUGGUGAAGUAAAUUCAGACUGUUUGAAGAUGGAGGGCAGAGUUGACCUGAAGAUACAAGGCAUGUGCAGCUUUAACAACAUCACUGGUCGAUUAAGUGGCUUGUACUGGUGUGAAGCAACCAGAGGGGUUCAGCGCAGCAAUGCCAUCAACAUCACUGUGAGCGAUGGCCAUGUGAUACUCCAGACUCCAGUUCAACCUGUAAUGGAAGGACAGACGGUGACAUUACUAUGUAAGACUUCCUUCAACUUCAAACACCAAAUAUCCAUCUAUAGAGACGAUGGGCAGCACAUAAAUAAUACUAAUGUGACGAUGGAGAAUGUGACUAAGGCUCAUGAGGGAUUUUACAAGUGUGUCAACCCAAACGCUUCUGUAGAGAGUCCAGAAAGCUGGCUGUCAGUGAGAGGUAUCGCUACAGAUCAGGCAAAGGAAGAAAACGCCUUUAUAGCGCCGUGGGUCUGGGCUGUCUGUGUCAUUGUCAUCAUUCUGCUUCUGAUCCCUAUCACCUUUCUGCUUGUACUAAGUCUCAGAAAGAGAGUAAAGUUGUUUCCAACAUGCAGAGAAUUUAAUACCCUUCAGGAAAUGCCUCAAACCAAACAGGAUGUGACAGAGAUCCAGUGGGACCUAGCCUGGAUGGAGAUGACUAAUCUGUUAGACAAGCCAUGCCCUGGCAGCUGAGCAGUUCUUAAACUAUUUACAUACUAUUACACUAAUGACAAUACAACAGUGCAUAAUGUCUUCAUGGACAAAGUAACAUAUACUGAGAAUCUCUAAUCCAUAUUGUAUUGUUAAUAUGCAAUGUAUUUGACAGAAAUGUUUAUUAGAGAAGGUAAAUAAGUAUCCAUGUAUCCUCAUGAAGCUGAAAUGUGACAGUAAAAAUAUACAGAUAUUUCUUUGUAACAUUUUUUUUUGUAAAGUGAAUAUUUGGAAGUUGCUUAAUGGGUUUAUAACAAGCUUUUACAUUUCUAAUAAGAAACAUUAUUUCUUAUAUAAAAAAAUGCAGCUGUCAAGGUCCUAUCCACACCUAGAUAUAACCACCUACACAUACUCACAUACAACCUGUAAUGUGUUUUAAAAACACUAGAGGGCAGAGCUGACAUUACGUUAUUGCCUAUUGUUGUUUUGCCCGACGGUGAGAUUUAAUAAAAACACCUAGGCACUUUGAUCAGAGUAAUAACAUGAAAUUGAUUAUAGUAGUGAUAACUCUGAUACAAUUCUUACAGUCAGGUUAAUAAAAGUGUGUGAGAGAAUAA